Molecule: messenger RNA, 11231 nt
Organism: Salvelinus fontinalis (brook trout)
Lineage: Eukaryota; Metazoa; Chordata; Actinopteri; Salmoniformes; Salmonidae
Product: serine/threonine-protein kinase LMTK1-like
Exons: 14
Coding region: 590-6163 (1857 amino acids)
Biological process (GO): brain development; peptidyl-tyrosine autophosphorylation
Molecular function (GO): protein tyrosine kinase activity; ATP binding
Source: RefSeq, a predicted model, not a curated record
GUCAGAAAUUAUAUUUGGGAACGCAACAUUAGCAAGCAAGAUGGCGCUCUCGCUGUCAGCACACAGACAUCUCCCGCUCUGUGCUCGCGCUAUUAGUGCAACACCAAUGAGAAGCUGGUAUUACUUUUAGGCGAAUGCGUGAUUGAUUCAUAGUUGAGCCAUUGUUGUUGAUAUCAUCAUCAAAGGACAUCGAAUUCGGACGAGUUAAUCUAUAUAUGGGAUGAUACACUGGACCUGUCCGCGGUUUGCUGCAGCAGCAGAGACCACAGGGAAUAGCAUCAAUUUAAAUACUGUGCGGUAUCCCAUAACCGCACUCACUGUGGCGGUGGCACUUUGCAGCGACAAUCUCUACACAUUCUCCACAAUUUGAUGGCAAUAGGAAAACGGUAAAUUGCACUGGAGAGGCUGAUUCAUUCUGUCAACAUCUGCUUCUAAAUCCGAUUGUUAUUUUAUGCCUGGCAAAAUAUGGAGGAGCGCUUUGAAACGCAAAGAACGGGUUUGAAUGGGCAAAAAUGCAGCUUUUCUCUCUACCAUUUCUUUGAUUAGAAGCUACCUGCAAUAGUGUCUCUGCAACACCAGUAACUCCCCCAUGGCGAGGAAGAUGUUGGCGAUUCUGCUGAUGGUCAUCAUGUCUUCAUCAUUCUUCGUCCCCGGGUUUGCCCUCAGUUCCCAUUUCAAUUUAGAUGGUGCUCCUCUGAGUGGGCUGUCGUGGCCGUCGUCUCUGGCGGUGGUGGCUGUUUCCUUGUCUGGUCUCUUCACCUUUGUCUUCCUCAUGCUGGCCUGCCUCUGCUGCAAGAAGGGACACAUCGGCUUUAAGGAGUUUGAGAAUGCCGAGGGGGAGGAGUACCAGGCGGACCUGUCCACCCUGGCAUCCCCUGCAUCCCAGAGCGGACCUGAUGUUUACAUCCUGCCCCUGACUGAAGUGUCACUCCCCAUGGCCAAACAACCAGGACGAUCAGUCCAACUCCUGAAGUCCACAGAACUCGGUCGCCACAGUCUUCUCUACUUGAAGGAGAUCGGCGAUGGCUGGUUUGGAAAGGUUCUCCUGGGGGAGGUGAAUGCUGGUCUCAGCACCACCCAGGUGGUGGUUAAGGAGCUGAAGGCCAGUGCCAGUGUUCAGGACCAGAUGCACUUCCUGGAGGAGGCCCAGCCAUACCGUGCCCUCCAGCACCCAGCCCUCCUGCAGUGCCUGGUGCAGUGCACUGAUGUCACCCCCUACCUGCUGGUCAUGGAGUUCUGCCCUUUGGGUGAUGUGAAAGGGUACAUGCGGAGCUGUCGGGCUGCAGACACAAUGACCCCUGAACCCCUGAUACUGCAGAGGAUGGCCUGUGAGAUUGCCUCAGGACUCCUGCACCUACACAAACACAACUUCAUACACAGUGACCUUGCCCUGAGAAACUGCCUGCUGACCGCUGAUGUUACAGUGAAGAUUGGAGACUACGGCCUGUCACACAAUAAGUACAAAGAUGACUACUUUGUGACGUCAGACCAGAUGUACGUGCCACUGCGUUGGAUCGCUCCAGAACUCAUAGAUGAAGUCCAUGGCAACCUACUGGUGGUAGGCCAGAGCAAACAGAGCAACGUCUGGUCUCUGGGCGUGACUAUCUGGGAGUUGUUUGAGUUGGGCAACCAGCCGUACAGACACUAUUCUGACAGACAGGUCCUGACCUACGCUGUGAGGGAACAGCAGCUCCGACUGCCCAAGCCCCUGCUCAAUAUACCCCUGGCAGAGCGCUGGUAUGAGGUGAUGCAGUUCUGCUGGCUCCAACCAGACCAGAGGCCCAAUGCAGAGGAGGUCCACCUGUUACUCAGCUACCUGUGUGCCAAGGGGGCCAACGAGGCCGAGGAGGACUUUGAGAGGCGCUGGAACUCCCUGCGUCCCAACCCCAACGCUGGCCCCAACAACAGCCUCCACCAUGGGGCAGGAGCCCUGGCCAUUGACCUCCCCUCCUCCUCCUUCCCCCUGCUGGAGCAGUUCUCUGGAUGCGACGGCUACCACAGCGAGUCAGGAGAUGAUAUACUGACCGUGACCGAGACCAGCCACGGCCUGAACUUCGAGUACAAGUGGGAGAAGGCUCAGGCGGGGGCGGAGCAGCCAUACCACCGUGCUGCCUUGUCCUCCGGCGGUACCCUGGGGGCCGUCAACUACCACCGCCAGGACAUGUACUACCCCCCUGGGCCAGGGGGCAUGGUGGGGGGCUGUGGUGGGGUGGCCUACUACGAGCCCAAGAUGCUGCAUGGUUCUGGGGUCGGGGUGGUGCCGGUGCUCAGCGCCUGUAGUCCUUCGGUGAGCUCUGAGUACUACGUCCGCAUGGAGGAGCCUGGUGUGGACUGUCACAUCAACAUGGACCUGGACUACACCAUGUGCUCCUACAGCCCAGACUACCAGGGCAGCAACGGGAGCUUCCUGACAGGCAGUGGCAGUGCAGACUCAGGGGAUUGUAUUAUGGGGAUGGGUACAUGUCCCUCCCAGGCCCACUCCAAGCCUGUGGACUCCUACUGGUCGGCAGACAUCUGUAAAGCUGGGGGUGGUGGAGCGUAUGACUCGGACCCAGAUGGAAGCCCGGCCAUCUCCCUGACCAUGGAACCCCUGCUGGGGCAAGUCUCUGACUCCAGCCCCCUGAGACCCUGGGAGGCUGGUCAUUACGUCUCCUACAAGGACCGGGAUGGGGGGUUCUACUACGAACACUCACCCCCUAUGGGCAUAGGCCACCACAUGGGUCUGGGUCUGGACCAUCACCAGCACUACCUGAUGGGGCGGGAACACUCUCCCCCUGAGCCCCACCAGGAGAGCUGGGGGUCCCGGAGCCUGCGUCAGGCCCUGGGGGAACUGGAAAACCCUCUGGGGAUAUCUCCCUCCAUCAGUACCCCUCCCCAGGGUGGUGGUCCUCCUUUUGGGGUAGGGGACCCCUACCUGGAGACGACCGAGGGACCAGGCUCCAUCAUUGGGGGGAGUAGCGUCACUGGGGGUUACUAUGACAUGAUGGGUUCUCUGAGGAAAACCAUGCCGACCAUGCCAGGCCACACCCACUCAGUCAGCAUCACCAUGGCGUCGGAAGACUCGGACGAGGAAGAGGAUAUAUUCUCAGAGAGGCAGAGAAUCAACAGUAGUAACACCUGGCCCUCUAAUCUCUCUAACCACUGCACUAACAACAACAGUCUAGGCCUGGGCCGGAGUAGACAGGCUGGCUGUAGGCAACAACAGGAUGCCUAUGUAGACUUCCUCUACACUAUGCCCACUACCGACAUAGAGGACUCGUGGCCUGAGGAGCACAACCUGACCUUCCGCUCCUCUGUCUCUGCUGUAGUUAAACCCAUAGACUACCUGGAGGAUACGGCAGCUUCGGCUAAAGACAGCAGCUGUCUAUCCCUGGGGAAGCAUCAUACCCUGAUACCCGACGACAACGCCUACGACGCCUACAUCUAUCUGUGCCAUGAGAGGGAGGGGGAGAGGGAGGUGAAGCCACCACCAAUCGAGUGCUGCCACUCUCAUUUCGUCGACCCCCUCACAGGCCUAGUGGUGCGAAACUACACCUGUGAUGGCUACAGAGAUCAGAUUGUAGAGAUGCUCAACAACGAGGAAGAGAGUGUGAAUCUGUCCCCAGCACCGGGAGGGCCUAGUGUAUCUAAAUCAACCCUGAUACACAACACUAACACAACCACAACCGUAACCAACCUUGACGACCCUGAGCAGUAUGUUGACAUCACUAUGGACGAUACCCUUUCCAUAGACCACAAGCAAGAGGUUGUCACAGAAAACAAAGGGGUUCUCACUGAUCCUAAACCAGAGGACAUGACUAUGGAUAUGGCUGCCCCACUUCCCUCAGUGAAUGUGCCUGGCCUAGUCUGCUUGGUUGAGCCAGAGUCAGAGCUGAGCCAUACGUUAGACAGCGGCCUGGACAGAGACCACUGCUCCAGCAUCAGUCUAGUGGACAUCUCCGACUGCUAUACCGACGACGAUGAUGAAGACGAUGACAUUACUGACGUGACUUCAGGGAUCUUUGCUGACGAGGCGUCGGCUGGGGACCUUAACGCCUCCCCCUCCUUGGCCCGUCCCCUCAAGUCCCUGCAGAAGCAGGUGGGAACACCCGAUUCCAUGACUUCCAUGGACUCCAUGGACCUGAUGCCUUUAGCGGCUGGCUCCACCACAGAGCCAUUCAGCCCUGCCUCCAGCUCCUCCCACCCAUCUAGUUCGUCCCCCAAGGCAAUGGAUAGCGGGUACGACACAGAGAAUAACGAGAGCCCAGAGUUCGUCCUCAAGGAGCCCCACAAUGAGCCCCGGGACCCAAAGACAUUCACCCAGCCACUUGGGGAGUCUGUCCUGGACACCAGCCUGGAUGAAGAGGGGGAGGAGGGGGGAGAGGAGGCCGAGGUGGCCCCACCGGAGGAUGAGGAUGAACCUACCCUGGAUGAAGAUGUGACACUAGCAGCCUCACAGACCACAGACAACGAGAAGGAGCUAGCCCCCCUCAGUGAGAAGAACCCUUACAGGGACUCUGCCUACUUCUCUGACUAUGAGAACGAGCGCCUUUCCAGGGAUGAUGAGGAUGAGAAAGUGGGGGAUGAUGAAAAUGUAGGAGUGGAGGAGAGAGAAGAGGAGGAGAGCCUGACAAAGAAGAGGGAUCUCAGCACUCUUCAUAUAGAGGAAGAGGAGGAGGGAGAAGAGGAGGAGAGCCUGACAAAGAAGAGGGAACUCAGCCCUCUUCGUAUAGUGGAAGAGGAGGGAGAGGGGGAGGUGAGCCUGACAGAGAAGAGGGAACUCAGCCCUCUUCAUAUAGAGGAAGAGGAGGAGGGAGAGGGGGAGGUGAGUCUGACAGAGAAGGGGGAACUCAGCCCUCUUCAUAUGGAGGAAGAGGAGGAGAGCCUGACAGAGAAGAGGGAACUCAGCCCCCUUCAUAUAGAGGAAGAAGAGGAGAGCCUGACAGAGAAGAGGGAACACAGCCCUCUUCAUAUAGAGGAAGAGCUGGAAGGAAAUGAGACCUCAGCUCUUCUGGAGGAGAGUGAAGACCCAGAGAUGAAGGGUUGCCUGACAGAAGAGUGCACCCAUGAUGAAGGGCUGGAGCUGGGGCUAGAAUUGGCCUCCAAUAUCUCUGGAGAAGUAGAGGAAGGGUCAGAGGGAUGGCUUGCCCAGGAGGAGCCCUCUUCCCUGGGAGACUGGGCAGCAGAGGUGGUGGGGGCUAUGGAAGAAGCCCUGGGGGAACUCCAGAGGAGCAGCAGUACUGAAACCAACUCUGGUACCAAGGAGGAGGAGGAAGAGGAAGGAGAGCGAAGAGACGUGGAGGACUCAUCUGAAGCCUUAGAAUUAGCAGAUGUCCUAGAAGAAGCAUCUAGCGAAAGGUCAGAGAGCAUCGACAAGGAAGACGAUGAUGAAGAGAACGGACCUCCCUCACGACGUCAACGCUUCUCCUCCUCCUCCCCUCCCUCCAUUCCUCCUCCUCCUCUCCCCCCGAUGACUCCCCCUCCGGUCCGGGUGUCGCUCACAGACGGGGGGGAGGCGGAUGAGGAGGACGGAGAUGGUGACUCGGAUGACAGUGAGUCAGAUGAGGAGCUGAGGAGUUACAGUGUUCAAGAGGAGCAGAGUGGAGGGGAGGAGAGCGAGGAGGAGAACCAUGCGGUACCCAUCGUGGUCAGCGACUGUAGCGAUGCUCAUAACCUACGUAGUCUACUGAAGGUGCCCACCACGCUCACCUCCGAGUCGCUUGCUGAAGACCUGCUGGAACGAAAGAAGAAGGUGGUGUCCUUCUUUGAUGAUGUCACUGUUUACCUGUUUGACCAGCAGAGCCCGACUAAAGAGCUGGCUGAGCAUGGUUUCCCUCCAGAGCCUGAGACCAGCGGACAGGGUUCAGAGGGCAAACAACCAACCUCUGAUGACUCCUCAGAUGGAAACAUCUCAGAAGAGAGUGCAGGGUAUGAGUGGGAGGAUGACUUCCCCUUGUUGCCCCUCCCGACUUCCAUAUCCAAGAUGGCUGCCUCCUCCUCAGCCUCAACCCCCUCCACACACAGCCUGCCCUCCACAUCCAAGGCCCCGGAGCCCAAACCAGCGGUGCAGUACUCCCGCUUCACCGUUUCCCCUAGCCAUGUGUCUCGCUUCUCCAUCACACACGUCUCUGACUCCGACAUAGACUCUGGUCCAGGGAGCAGUGAGGAUGGGGACAGAGAGUAGAACAGAACCACAGCCACCCAGGAGCUGCACCACAUAAACUUAGCGUGACUUUUAUGUAGAGCUUUUUGGACAUCAGGUUUCUGAAAAGACAGUGCCUCUUAUUGUUUAUGGUGUGGGAGAAGAGGGGAAAGAGAAUCAACUCUUAUGAGAAUAUAGAAAAUAAUAUAUGAUAAUACAGUUGAAGUUGGAAGUUUACAUACACCUUAGCCAAAUACAUUUAAACUCAGCUUUUCACAAUUCCUGACAUUUAAUCCUAGUAAAAAUUCCCUGUCUUAGGUCAGUUAGGAUCACCACUUUAUUUUAAGAAUGUGAAAUGUCAGAACAAUACUAGAGAGAAUGAUUUAUUUUAGCUUUUAUUUAUUUCAGCACAUUCCCAGUGGGUCAGAAGUUUACAUACACUCAAUUAGUAUUUGGUAGCAUUGCCUUUAAAUUGUUUAACUUGGGUCAAACGUUUCGGGUAGCCUUCCACAAGCUUCCCACAAUAAGUUGGGUGGAUUUUGGCCCAUUCCUCCUGGCAGAGCUGGUGUAACUAAGUCAGGUUUGAAGGCCUCCUUGCUCGCACAUGCUUUUUCAGUUCUGCCCACAAAUGUUCUAUAGGAUUGAGGUCAGGGCUUUGUGAUAACCAUUCCAAUAUCUUGAAUUUGUUGUCCUUAAGCCAUUUUGCCACAACUUUGGAAGUAUGCUUGGGUUCAUUGUCCAUUUGGAAGACCCAUUUGCGACCAAGGUUUAAUUUCCUGACUGAUGUCUUGAGAUGUUGCUUCAAUAUAUCCACAUCAUUUUCCUCCUCAUGAUGUCAUCUAUUUAGUGAAGUGCACCAGUCCCUCCUGCAGCAAAGCACCCCCACAACAUGAUUCUGCCACCCCCGUGCUUCACGGUUGGGAUGGUGUUCUUCGGCUUGCAAGAAAGUGGUUCCGUUCAUCACAAAGCCCUGACCUCAACUGAAAAAGCGUGUGUGAGCAAGGAGGCCUACUAACCUGUCUGUUACACCAGCUCUGUCAGGAGGAAUGAGACAAAAUUCACCCAACUUUUUGUGGGAAGCUUGUGGAAGGCUACCUGAAACGUUUGACCCAGGUUAAACAAUUUAAGGCAAUGCUACCAAAUACUAAUUGAGUGUAUGUAAACUUCUGACCCACUGGGAAUGUGAUGAUAGAAAUUAAAGCUGAAAUAAAUCAUUCUCUCUACUAUUUGUAACGGCAGUCCUCCUCCUCCUCUUCAUCUUUGGAAGAGGAGGAGUAUUGAGGGAACCAAGGUGCAGCGUAAAGAACAGACAUAUUUUAUUAACGACCGUGGAGGAGUACUGGCUCUCUUGAGCAUUGAGCCUGCCCAACCUUACCUGGUUGAAUGCUCCCGGUUGCCCGACCAGUGCGGGGAGGUGGAAUAACCCGCACAGGCCUAUGUAGGCGAACCGGGGAAACCAUGCGUAAGGCAGGUGCCAUGUAUGCCGGCCCGAGGAGACGCACUGGAGACCAGACGCGUUGAGCCGGCCUCAUGACACCUGGCUCAAUACCCAAUCUAGCCCUACCAGUGCGGGGAGGUGGAAUAACCCGCACUGGGCUAUGCACUCAUACAGGAGACACCGUGCGCUCUACUGCGUAACACGGCGCCUGCCCGUACUCCUGCUCUCCACGGUAAGCCUGGGAAGUGGGCGCAGGUCUCCUACCUGCCCUUGGCCCACUACCUCUUAGCCCCCCCCCCCAAUAAAUUUUUGGGUGUUACUCGGGCUUUUUGGGCUUCUGUGCAAGACGCGUCCCCUCAUAACUCCGGUUCCUCUCUCUCUUUUCCUCCACUCUCCGAGCUGCCUCCAGCUGUUCCCAUGGAUGGUGAUUCACUUUAGCCCAUGGUCCUUCUCCGUUAAAUAUUUGCUCCCAACUCCAUAAGUCCUGUAUACUUCCCCGUUGCUCCAAAUUACGCUGCUUGGUUCUGGAUUCUUGGUGGGUGAUUCUGUAACAGCAGUCCUCCUCCUCUUCAUCUUCGGAAGAGGAGGAGUAUUGAGGGAACCAAGGCGCAGCGUAAAGAACAGACAUAUUUUAUUAACGAAACACGAACUUGAUUAACUAACAAAAACAACAAACGGUAUAGACAGACCUAGACGAUGUACUUACAUAAAACAAGAAAAACGCACGAAUAGGAACAUAGGCUACACAAACCGAACAAACCGUAAACAGUCCCUUAUGGUGCAAACAAUUACACAGACACGGAAGACAAUCACCCACAACGAACACUGUGACAACGCCUACCUAAAUAUGACUCUUAAUUAGAGGAACGCCAAACACCUGCCUCUAAUUAAGAGCCAUACCAGGCAACCCAAAACCAACACAGAAACAGAAAACAUAGAAUGCCCACCCAACCUCACGUCCUGACCAACUAACACACAUAACAAACUAACAGAAAUAGGUCAGGAACGUGACACUAUUAUUCUUAUUUUUCACAUUCUUAAAAUAUAGUGGUGAUACUAACUGACCUAAAACAGGGAAUUCUUACGAGGAUUUAAUGUCGGGAAUUGUGAAAAAACUUAGUUUAAAUGUAUUUGGCUAAGGUGUAUGUAAACUUCCGACUUCAAUUGUAAAUACACAGAGUAAUAUACGUUACAAAGAACUUAUAUGCAGGUCAAGACUUUUAUGUUGCGUUCAACAUAUUUUUUGAGCGACAACACAAAUCUAAGGACGAACUUUGGGAAACAUGGGUAUCAAAACAGAACACACCAUGUACCCCACUCAGAGGAGGAGGGAGUGAAGAAAUGGAGGAAAGGACAGAAUCCAGGCUUUUCACUGAAGGAUCGGUGUUGGAAAGUGACCAACAACAUAUCUUUGAGACAUUGCUUCACCCGUUCUCUUCAAAUAUAAAUGAAAUAGCACAUGUAAUAUAAUAAUGUUACAUGUUUCCAAACACUUUUACAUCCAUUGAAGAGAAUAAUGGGACACCUAAGUGUAUGUGAAGGAAUGGAGCUAUUGAACAAGGCAGAAAGUUGUUGCCUUGAAAUGACUGUGUAUUAGCAGAGAUGAUCAAUGCUGCAUUUAGUGACUCCAGAGUUUUCUAUCAGGAGUAGGACCACCACUGUAUUGUACUGUAUGUAUCACCCUUAUGAUUUCCACCAAUCAGAAUUCCAGAGUCACUAUUCCUCUCCCUCUGUCUGUGUGGGUCACUAUUCCCCUCCCUCUGAAUGCCUGGGGUGUAAUCAUUAGUGCACACCGUAGCAAACAGUUGCAUAACGUUUCGCGAAGGAAAACAAAUUCAGGUAUGUUCUUCCCCUGUUGGUUCCGUUUGCUUCCGUUUUGGUUCUAGUGAAUCCACCUCUGCUUUUACAUACAUCCCUGGACCUAAGCUAUUGUUCAAAUCCAUCAAGUCAGUUUUGAGGCAAUAUCAUUCAGAUGACUUUUAAUAAAUGCUGUACUUCUUUUUGGGGAUUUUGGAUCCACGUGCUUUGCAGCAGAUAGUGUGGGUAAAUCACAGCAUAUGUUGGCUUCUGUGUUGAGCUUCACGUCAUGCUGUGUAAUAGGUCUCCUUGUCUUGAGGUGGAGAUUCUUUGUUAAAUGAUCAAAGAACGUGUACAUUUCCGAUUCUGAAAGGCGUACUGCAGUAUAAGAAUAGCAAGCUUACAAAUACACAGAUAAACUUACAGAUACAGUAGCAUAUCAUUUUUAUAGAAAACUUUUGAUGAAAUUAUCACUUUUAAGAAAUAUGAUACCUAAAAAUGAAACUUAAAGAAUGGAAGAACAAACAAAUGAUUUUCAAGUGGCUCAAGUGGCUUCGGUAACAUGUUGAAGAUUAAAUAAUCCAAUGACUAUUGGAAGAGCACAGAACUGAGUACUUGUUCAGUGUUAACAUAUUGUUUAUGUUCAGCUGUGUGGUGGUCAAGGGUUUGUCGUUGUGUAAUGUUUCACGAUUGUGUUCAUGAUUUUAACAAUGGAAAGUGCAUUUAGAAUUUAUGGACCUUUAACUUUGCUAUGUACAGUAUGUGAAAAUGUAUGUACUAUAGAAAGGAAGACGGGUGGUUGUGGGUGUAACAUAGAACGCAUUCCAUACAGUCAGGCUGGUAAGAUAAUGCAGUAUUACAUCAGUAGCACUGUAGCAUGGUCGCAGGUAUGUUUGUGCAGUCUUGCCUACCUCAAUCACCAUAGUUUGGCAAGACAGUACAAACAGAUCUGGGACCAGGCUAAUAUCACUGUAGGCUUUAGCUUCAAAGAACCAGGGUGCCAAUUCAGUUCAACACAUAGAUUUAGAAUGACAUACAGUAGGUUCUAUUUCUAUGGUUCACAGAUCCACUCUAGUCUCCAUGCAGUCAGUGUGUUCUGUUUGUUUGCCUUUCUAGAGCUUUAAUAUUGUUCACUAGUAUAGUGUCUAUAGAUCUAUCUAAACCGCCGUCUGUGUAUGUACUAUUUUUAUAUCUCAAAAAAAGAAAGAACAUUUUAAGAAUAUCAAGAAAUGACCUGGAAGUGGCAGAUAAAAGGAGAUGUCUUUGUUUUAUUGUUGCCAAAGAGAUCUAUUUAAUGAAGUCAUGAGGCAAACAGGAACAGGAAUAUAUAUUUGAUCUAUAAUGUUUAAACACUACAGAUGUAGGAUCUUAAUUUGAGACAGUUUGCUACAGCAGGAAAAUAAUCCUGCAGCAACAGGAAAUGUGAAUUUUGUGGGUUAUAAUUCAUGGACAUUUUUGUAGGGCUUGAUACAAUUUUCAAAGUGGAAAUUACAAACUUCCAAAGGCUUUUUAAACAUCAAAUACUCUACAAUUUUGAAACGUCCUGCAUUGUAGGAAAGUUCUCCUGCAACAGGGUGAUCAAAUUAAGAUCCUACAUCUGUAUAGCGAGACGAUAGCCUGGGUACCAGUCUGUUUGUGUCAUCAAUGCUCUCCUUGUAAUGAUGACACAAACCGACUGGUACCCAGGCUAGUGAGACGAAGGGGGUAUUGUGAUAAGGAGCAACAUUUGGUAAUGUGCAGGUUGUGAUUUAAACGAGCAGGACUAGUUUAGGGAUGCUGUCAGUAAAUGUGUCCCAGCCACACUCACUUACUGGUCACAUGGUUACUUUCUGUACCUUAUUAUGAAAUAAAAAUAAAGUCUGUUUUACACAUGGA